This is a messenger RNA of Lindgomyces ingoldianus, 1464 nucleotides long. RefSeq lists its product as uncharacterized. The record is from RefSeq and is a predicted model, not a curated record. Bases 1 to 1464 code for a protein of 487 amino acids. NCBI's taxonomy places the organism in Eukaryota, Fungi, Ascomycota, Dothideomycetes, Pleosporales, Lindgomycetaceae. The transcript is spliced from 13 exons.
AUGAAGGCUCAAGUCCAUUGCUCCAACGUUGAAAAGCCAGAAAACACAAGCCAGCUCUUGAGCCGUGCCGACGCGAUUUCAAUCAUCAACAGCUUAACGUCAAUCCAACGUCUUACCAACACCGAAGUGCAGGAGGCCCUUCAUGUCCCACGAAAAGAAUUCAUCCCUGAUGUUAUUACAAGUUCUAUAUCUGCUCGCAUUACCCUUAAAAGUCUACCGUUAGUCAUAUUGCCGAAAGGCUACCUUGGAACAGGAAAACGAAAAGCUGUAGAAGGCGACAAAGAGUACUACCAAAGAAAGGUCCCGCCAACUCGAGAGGAUUGUGGGACUGGGAUGGUUUUAGCGACGGCUUUACAAGCUGUAUCAUGGCCAUUUAUUCGCUUUUCUUACAUAGCUGCGAAAAUUUUCGAGCAUCACAAUGGUUGGGCGGGCGACCGUUUUCACCGCAUCCAGGUCUUCUUCGCUCCAACAGCCUCAUAUUUCGGCCUCCUAGGCAUCGCGAGAAUUUUCGUGCAUAAACGCACUACUUUCCCUCUUCUCUUUUGCUUACCACAAACACUCCGCCUACUCUACCCCCACAUCCUCUCAACCCCCGACUCUCUCGUGUAUCUACCCUCUUUACAGUGGUGUACGCAUUCAACUGCUUUUGGAGCAGCAUCCUCAUCAAUUACCCUUGUUCAAGACUCUUCUCUACCGGACUGGAUCCUAGCUCUGCCCAGCCCUAGGAUGCCCAAUAUCAAGGCUACCCCUAAGAAGGUCACUCUUGUGGAGUCAGCCACCGACAUUCAGAGGCUGUUCAUGGACAAAACUAGCAUGCGCUACAAACAAACUUUCCUAUCCACCAAACUAGAUAACCCGACGGUCAAGAAAGACUUCUACUCAGGCCCAGCCGUGCAAAUUGUGCUUCCCACCGCCACCGACCCGAAGACCUACGAGCAUUGGUCAACCUUCCUUCAGGCUCACAAUAUCUUGGAGCUCAUGAAAGACACCAAGAUUCGCAUCUGUGCUGCACUCAAGCUCAUGGGUAAAGAAGAAAUCGGCAACAUCGUCCCUAUUAUGGUGAAUGUUCUCCUCCGAGACGAGGCCGAAUAUGAGCGCGGAAUUACUCCCUGUAUCGACUACGUCCAAGCUUGUUCCAUGGAUAACAAGUUGAAGAUCGAAAUAGUGCAAUAUCUGUGGACUCAUGGGCUGGCCGCCACCGGCAUGUUCAAUGUUCUCAUUACGCAUAAAUACAAGAGCUAUAGUAUUUAUACGGAAGAAGAGAAGCAGCUCAUGAAAGGGGUCGAUAGUGUCGCUUACCGGCGUGUCGACCACGACAAGAUACUUUUCGAUGCCCACGCUCUCGAGAUCUGGAUGAAAGUGCAUCUCAACAACAAGCGACCACUACCCCCACUGGGGCUGGGUGGCUGCUGGACGUCCAAAGGGAUCUCCGGGCCUGCUGCUGUGGAGGAAAUACAAGAAUAG